Messenger RNA from Triticum turgidum subsp. durum (durum wheat), 468 nucleotides. NCBI's taxonomy places the organism in Eukaryota, Viridiplantae, Streptophyta, Magnoliopsida, Poales, Poaceae. The record is from the annotation of a GenBank genome assembly.
AUGAAGAUCGGGAAGACUACGGAGAUCUUGAAGAAGGCGGCGGCGGUGUGCAAGAGCAAGACCGCCAGGCUCCUCAUCCUGACCUCGCUUCAGCGUCGCAGGAUGAUCUCGGGCCCCAUGGUCUCUAAGAAGAUCCACGCACUUACUCUGGCCGACCGGCAGAGAGUGGACUAUCGCAAGGCUUUUGCGCACGGCACAAUCGAGAAGAGACUAGUCAUCGUCCAGGGCGGUGACUUUGCAGCCAAUCAGUCUCAUCAGUUGGAGAUGUUGGCUCAAGAUGAUGGUCAUGGUGGCUGCCAAGCUGACUGGUCACUACAUCCCCUCUUCAACGACGAUCAUGUCAACUGCUGUUACAGUGGUGAUGAUGAUGAUGCGGAUGUGCCACUGGAUGUGUGCGAUCAAGACGACGAUGAUGAGCUGUUGGUCCUGGAUAUGAUCAGGAGCAAGAGGGAGCAAGAGAGAGGCUGA